GGGAUGUUCGGAGAUUUCCUGGCGAAGUAUAUUUUCGCGUUGUCUUUGUUCCUGUUCAUGAUAUUAUCGGCGCGCUCUUUUGGUUAUUCGUUGUCGGCUUGUUAAGAGGAUAUAUCUGGAGUUCGAGACUGGCGUAUUUCUACAAUCACGCGGAAGUGAAAUAUUCAGGAGACGGUGGCUUGAAAGUCAACAACCUUGCCUAGUAGCAAUGGAAUGGCUCGGCCAUGCUAAGACGUCUUUCACACAUUCGUCGACACUGCUUCCCUUGAAAAAGAAGGAUGGCUCUUCGACAGACUUACUCACGAUAUGUCAAGAUUCGACUCCCCCAUGCCGCCUAAACCCCCUUCUCUUUAAUGGCCACCUCCAAACAAUGUGGACGGCCAUAAAGAGUGACGGUCCUCCACUUUAUUACAAGCGCAAGAUCUUCGAAGCUGAGGAUCCAGCAUAUCAUGGCACCUUUGCUGUUGAUUUCGUUAGCCAGCCAUUCUCAGAAUCCGAAAGUACGCUUCCCCCAAGAACAACAUACUUUAGCGAUGAAGAAUUCGCAGGGAUUGCGUCUCUGGACAGCCGCCCAAUGUUGGUGUCAUUGGGCGGACUCUCGGGCGGCGCUUUUGAGGAUUACUUGAAACAAGUGCUCGCUCCUUUAGUAGGAGCAGAUGGAGAGCGGCGAUGGGAGGCGUGUGUCAUCAACGCGAGAGGCUGUGCUAUGCAUAAAGUUUCAAGCAGUAUUUUGUACAAUGCAAGAGCUACAUGGGAUUGUCGCCAGACCGUUGCUUGGCUAAGAAAGACGUUUCCUAACCGCCCCCUAUUUGGUGUAGGCUUCUCCUUGGGCGCGAAUAUCUUGACAAAUUACAUUGGAGAAGAAGGAUCUGCGUGUGAGCUCAAGGCGGCAGUCGUCUGUUCGAAUCCGUGGAAUCUCGAUGUUGCCAAUUUAGCUCUGCAACGAUCAUGGAUUGGCAAGGAGAUCUACUCAAAGACCAUGGCAAACGGCCUGAAGAGGCUUAUUGAGCGUCACUAUGAUGCGGUAUCGAAAAACCCCGAGAUUGACCUUGGCAAAAUUCGCCAGGUCAAGUAUCUGCAUGAAUUUGACCGAGUAAUUCAAGUCCCAUCAUGGGGCUAUCCGACUGAAGGGGCAUAUUAUCGGGAUGCUUCAUCAACUGACUCCUUACUGGCAUGCCGGAUACCCAUAUUUGCCAUCAAUGCUGAAGACGAUCCUAUUGCUGUCAAGGAGGCGUUGCCAUAUUUAGAAGUCCAGCAGACACCAUACGCGGUCUUGUGCACAACCAGCCAAGGCGGCCAUCUUUCGUGGUUCGAAAGUUUCAACGGCCAGAGAUGGCAUGCCAGACCCGCGGUCAAUUUCCUUAAUAAGAUGGCUUUUGAAGUCGAAAUCGAUUCUCCUGCAUCCGCCUCUUCGAAUAGUUCUACUAACUUGGAUCCAAGUGGUACUCACUAUGAUAACAGUACUCGAUUCGAUCCUAUGCGCCGCAAAUGGCACAAGUAG
Messenger RNA from Amorphotheca resinae ATCC 22711, 1501 nucleotides. RefSeq lists its product as hypothetical. The transcript is spliced from 4 exons. Gene Ontology annotation, biological process: medium-chain fatty acid biosynthetic process; medium-chain fatty acid catabolic process. The record is from RefSeq and is a predicted model, not a curated record. Gene Ontology annotation, molecular function: acetylesterase activity; monoacylglycerol lipase activity. The coding region runs from base 209 to 1501 and encodes 430 amino acids. Lineage: Eukaryota; Fungi; Ascomycota; Leotiomycetes; Helotiales; Amorphothecaceae.